Grosmannia clavigera kw1407 is the source of this 1539-nucleotide messenger RNA. RefSeq lists its product as uncharacterized. NCBI's taxonomy places the organism in Eukaryota, Fungi, Ascomycota, Sordariomycetes, Ophiostomatales, Ophiostomataceae. Bases 1 to 1539 code for a protein of 512 amino acids. The transcript has a single exon. The record is from RefSeq and is a predicted model, not a curated record.
AUGGCCGUGAAAACGUUCUACUGUCAGGCAGACUGCCAGAGUGCUGACUGGGCUCACCACAAAGCGACAUGCACAAAGCUGCGAUCGCGCAGGACGCUGCGCCAGGCUGCGAAUGUGCUGCAGAUGUCGUUUUGGCGCAUCCGCCGGCAAGCAUAUCCCGUGGCUAUCAACAAGGUGGAUGUAGUGGCCGACUCAACAGACGUCACCAUUCACGCGGACCACACAGACAGCAAAGGCGCAGCUACCUCGCUGCACACCCUGUCUAUUGACCUCUUUAAGGGAGACAAGGAGCUUGAGAAAGCAAUUCUCUCGCAUGCGGCUGCUGCCGACGCCGUUGUUUGUCUUCACGAGAUGGCUAGAGAGCUUUUUUCCAGUGAGUUGGAGGAGGUAAGCAGAGUUCAGAGCAGGGAAGAAGCCGCUAAUCAGACAGGCCUCUGCUGGUCCCUCGAGGAGGUGACAGUUUUUCCUACCACCGACAAACUGAAAGUCUCCACGACUGGCCAUCCUAGCCCGCAUGUUUUCUAUCCCGAGACAAAAGCCAACGAGCAGCAGCUGUCGCUACACUUUCUAUACCGGCUAACGUUAAAAACCGACAAAACCGUGUGGGCUGUCGAUGUUACCGGUGCCCAGCACGGGUUUCCGGACGCGCUAUGUCCCUGGCCAACGUAUGCACGUGAUCACUGCAAUACCGUCGAUAGAAAGACAGUCCAAGAAGCGCAUGAAGUCGGAUACCUCUGGAACGAGUGGAAGAACGGGCCAGAGUCUGAGAAAUGGAUUGGCGAAGCACUUAUGGCCGAAGUUCACAAGAGUCUCUGCGAAACAGCAGCAGCCCUUGGAGGCGAACUCGGCCGACUAGGCAAACCAGGCAUUCAGAAAGAGCGACUUGUGGCACUUGACAGACUUGAAGCAGCUGCUGGCCGGGCUAUGAUGUCUGUGAAAGAGCAUGGCUACAGGAUGGGAGUGAUAGGAGAGGUUACCGAGAAUUGUGGGGUGCAUGACGGUGACAGCGAGGAAAUCGGAGAAGAGGAGAAGGACGAGAAGGAAGAUGAGGGUGGGAUCAAACGUGAAACGUCAGUUCAGGAUUCUGCUCGCCUUGGCCGCAUCACCCAGCUGGAAGCAUCUCUAGAUGCGGCCGCCAGCAGCAUGCGCAUCGUUGCCACGCCGCUGGCUUGUCUACGAGAAGCACACGAGCUUCUGCGUUGUUGGAGGACGAUACGAAUGACAAGAACGACGAUAUCGAUACAGCUAUCAACUACAACACUCCCCUCUCCCUCCUCCCUUACCUCCACGCCUUCCAGGUUGCCGUGGCCAACAGCGACGAAGCGCGUGCCCAUGUUUUUGCACAGCGUGCCCGCAUGCACGACUGCGCUACCCGGCCUGCAGACCAUCCGCUUUACGGUCGCACCCAUGCAUGGCGCCAGAGUCUUGCUGGCAUUCCCAUCGGCCUCGGCCCAGACGAUUUUGAGGCUUGGCUGUGGCGAGAGGAUAAGGCUGCCAGCUUUUGUGGGACAAAGAAUGGAAGGACUGCUGCGUGUUUAG